UAUGGUUUAGCAAUGGAUAAACAUAGAUUUCUUUAUGUUUCUGAUCCGAAGAAGCAUGAAGUGCGACGAUGGAAAAUGGAUGAAUAUAACAAUGAAGGAAUUGUAGUAGCAGGUGGAAAUGGAAAAGGAAAUCAACUUAAUCAACUGAAUUAUCCAGGUUUUGUCUUUGUUGAUGAAGAACAAUCUGUUUAUGUAUUAGAUUUUCACAAUAAUCGUGUGAUGAAAUGGAGAAAAGGUGCAAAAGCAGGAAGAAUUGUGGCUGGAGGAAAUGGUCAAGGAGGAAAUCUCAACCAAUUAUCUUAUCCUACAGGAGUAAUUGUUGAUGAUUUGGGUCAAAUCUAUGUAGCAGAUUGGGGGAAUCAUCGGGUAAUGCGUUGGUGUGAAGGAAAAGAACAAGGUGAAAUUGUUGUUGAUGGAAAUGGCAAAGGAAAUCAAUUGGAUGGUCCCCGUGGUUUAUCUUUCGAUGAUGAAGGAAAUCUUUAUGUUGCUGAUUGUUGUAAUCAUCGCAUUGAAAAGUUUGAAAUAAUCUUGUGA
Adineta steineri is the source of this 534-nucleotide messenger RNA. The record is from the annotation of a GenBank genome assembly. Lineage: Eukaryota; Metazoa; Rotifera; Eurotatoria; Adinetida; Adinetidae.